Messenger RNA from Elephantulus edwardii (Cape elephant shrew), 850 nucleotides. It is a transcript of the gene TMEM147, whose product is annotated as transmembrane protein 147. The record is from RefSeq and is a predicted model, not a curated record. Lineage: Eukaryota; Metazoa; Chordata; Mammalia; Macroscelidea; Macroscelididae. The transcript has 7 exons. Bases 102 to 776 code for a protein of 224 amino acids.
UGGGCGCGGGGCCCGGGCUGCGGUGGGGACGGCGGCGUCUGGGGCCCCCGCGGAACUCCGCCUCGCGACCCCAGCGCCGGCUGGACUGGGCGGCCAGCGUCAUGACCCUGUUCCACUUCGGGAACUGUUUCGCCCUCGCCUACUUUCCCUACUUCAUUACGUAUAAGUGCAGCGGCCUGUCUGAGUACAACGCCUUCUGGAAAUGCGUCCAGGCUGGGGUCACCUACCUCUUUGUGCAGCUUUGCAAGAUGCUGUUCCUGGCCACUUUCUUUCCCACUUGGGAAGGCGGCAUCUAUGACUUCAUUGGGGAGUUCAUGAAGGCCAGCGUGGAUGUGGCUGACCUGUUAGGCCUGAACCUUGUCAUGUCCCGGAAUGCCGGCAAAGGGGAGUACAAGAUCAUGGUUGCUGCCCUGGGCUGGGCCACCGCUGAACUCAUAAUGUCCCGCUGCAUCCCCCUCUGGGUCGGAGCCCGAGGCAUUGAGUUUGACUGGAAAUACAUCCAGAUGAGCAUAGACUCCAACAUCAGUCUGGUCCAUUACAUCAUUGCAUCUGCCCAGGUCUGGAUGAUAACUCGCUACGAUCUGUACCAUACCUUCCGCCCAGCAGUCCUCCUGCUAAUGUUCCUUAGUGUCUACAAGGCCUUUGUCGUGGAGACCUUUGUCCACCUCUGUUCCCUGGGCAGCUGGACAGCAUUGCUGGCUAGAGCAGUGGUGACGGGGCUGCUGGCCCUCAGCACACUGGCCCUGUAUGUCGCUGUUGUCAACGUGCACUCCUAGGCUUGGUGUUCAAGCGUUCACAUAUCUAUUUCCUGUCUUUCCCAGAGUUUCAGUAAACAGUGUUUGGAAAGUUA